Corythoichthys intestinalis (scribbled pipefish) is the source of this 3995-nucleotide messenger RNA. RefSeq names its product transmembrane protein 154 (gene tmem154). The transcript has 7 exons. The coding region runs from base 3281 to 3886 and encodes 201 amino acids. Lineage: Eukaryota; Metazoa; Chordata; Actinopteri; Syngnathiformes; Syngnathidae. The record is from RefSeq and is a predicted model, not a curated record.
CUCUAGGCGAAAAGAUUUUCGCUCGUGUAUAGACAUGCUCUCCACAAAAAAAAAAAAAUCAAUAGGAUGUGACCAACCAUUGCCCCAAAAUCAACACAAAGGGAACCAGAAAUGCUCCAAAAUCAACAGGAAGUGACCUCAUUUCAUUCAAAACGGACCCCAAGUACGCUUCUUUAGCUGCGACGGAGGUGCCACAAUGGACAUUAUCACCAAAAAUGAUUUUGGUAUCUAUCAAACCAUAGCAGUACAAACAAAUGGCACCAUUUCGGGUCCAUUUUGCAUUAAAUGCGUGACGUCAUCGCUCCAAAUUCAUCUCUCGGCACCACAAACAAAUAUAAAUUUGCAUCUGAUGGAGGGCCAGCUUCACGGAUGUGCAACAAGUGACUCUGAUAUCAAGAAAUGCCCCAAAAAUAACAGCAAGCCACCUGAUGAGACCUGAAAAUCAAGAGUUCAUGGACCAGCAAAGCAAAACACCCUCAGAAAUGUAUUUUCUAGUAAAAAAAAGAUGUGAAUUUGCUUCACCCCCUCCCUCGCCUUUAUUUUCUCGUUUUGGAUGUUUGAAAGAUCAGAAUGCAGUCUCGUCCAGUGGUGCUAAAUGUUGUUUACGAGCAGAGACGCCACAAAACACUUUUCCGAUGGGAUCAAAUCAACCCACGCGACACUUGUUUGUCGGUGAAAUAAACUGUGUGGAAAGUGAUUACGGGUCGGCGUCAGACAUGGGAACGUCCGGGUCUAACUCCUCCUCGCGAUCUUCUUUCGGUUUGUCCUUCUUCUGCUCUUCUGCAUCCUUACUUGAGAUCUUCCUCAGUUUAAUGUUAGGAAGUUUCUUCAGAUCCCCCGUCCACUCCCUGCGGAGGGUGAAGAAACAUUGCUCAAAAGUUGACCUACGAGGCUUCCCUCAAGUAAGUGUCCCACCUGAACGUUUUGAGAUGUUUGGCAUCGACCAAGUCCGGGAUCUCUGCGAGGACGAGAUGCACAUUUCCGUCAACAUCGACGACGAUAAACACGCGUACGGACGAGUCGUGCGAGGCGCGGACCGAGACCGACGCCGCGGUACAGCGCCCGCUCGCGCUCCACCGUCCGCUCGAUGACGUCCUCCCUGGCGCCGUGCGGACGCCCCCGACGUCCCUUGAUGCCGUUCUUCAGCUCGAUCUGCUCCAGCUCGCCGUCGAAACGUCGGAGGUACCUAAAAGCAUGCGCGAUAAAGUCACGGACGAGCGUCCGAUCCGUUGUCCGUUUUUUCCGGUCUCUAACGUUAAAGGAGCUCUCGCUGUCAUUCUAGAUCGCAAAAAGUCAACCGUAGGAUAAAGAAGCGGAAAAUUUCUGGGUGUAGUCCUAAUUGCGACAAAGUUGAUAGUUAUGACGUGCCAUGAAAACCCCCAACAGGGGAAACCUCCGGAAGAACUAAGUGGAUAUUAAAAAGGUAGCUGGAAACAUUGAACUCAGAUUGGGCGCCAGCAGAGGGAGCCCGAGUAAAACCGCCGAUUUAGUUACGAUGAAAUUCAAAUGGAGUGAGGUUGCAAGCCUACCUUUCAAUGAUGUCGCAGGCAUCUUUUUUGCUAUACGCCGUCUUUUCAGGAUCCAACUGACUCUGAAACCAUAGCAACUUCUCACCUGUGAAUGUCAAGUGUACAUGAAAUCAACCCGCGGGCCUCGUAGAUGAAAAGAAGUCGGAAAAAGAUGCUUACCAAUAUUGUUCAGACGUGCGGCUUUGCCAACUUUCUGUCUGUAGAAACAAAAUAAGCAACCUUGGAGUUUUUACGUGACAAAACACGCUAGAACGACAGUCAUCAUCACGAUACAAGUUUUAGUCAUAUUUGAGUGAUCACCGUUCUUUUUUCUGGAGUCGUAUUUCCUCCCGGGCCAUGUAGGCUGCUUUCCGACUGUACGGAUGCACAGCCUUGUCCGGGGCUUUCGCCUUUUUCUGCGUCUUCGGCUGAAAAGACGUACAUUUUGAUGAACUCGGGACGGUCUCCCACGCGUAAAAUAUCUGCUACGUCAAAGGAAAAAAAACAAAACUUUCUUGGUUCAUGUCGGCUUUUACCAUUUUCGCUGCUGGUGAAACUCGUGGCGAGUUUGUUGACACCUGGACCGGAAACGGAAGCGACAAAGAUUUGCCGUUUCGGGGAAAAAAGACCGGAGGGAAAACAAAUAGCUCAUGGAUUUGUUCCACAUUUCCCCCCUUAAAACGAUAUUUUAAAAGUACUGCAUCUUAUGAAACGGGUGUUUGACUCGUCUUUUAACGAUAAAUCUUAAAAAAAAAAAAAAAAAAAAAAAAAUUCCUCCUUAACGCAUAGAUGUCAUUAAAAAAAGGCUAGAUUUUUUGUUUGUGCUUCGAGCCAAGGGACGAGCGUCGUCAUGGGUCGGCCAUUUUGAGUCGGAGCCAUUCGAUAAAUAUGGCUUAUGGGGCCUGUACUUUGAAAGCCGUAAAUUGCAAUUUUUUGGGGGGGGUCAACUUUAGAGAUGCAGUAAGUGAACUGCACACUUGAGAAUUGUUCCACUUUUAAAAACAUCUAGCUUUAUAUAUAUAUAUAUAUGAUAUGUACAAACCAAUGUAGGCUAACUCUUUCAGGGACAGAGGUCACCAAAGUUGACCUUUAAGUCUUGAGUGGAGAAAGACUAAAAAUGUUCCUUUUUAUACAGUAUUGAACUUAUUGCAUGUAAUUGAUGGCGAAGCACGUCCAGUCACUUUAAAUUGGGAAGAACGGCCGCGAAUGCUGACACUUGAGUGCCGUCCAAUCCAUUUUGACAUUCAUUCAGUCAUUCGCCCCUUCCAGUGGAAAAGGAUCGGAGUGCCCUGUAAGGGUUAAAAAAAAAUCUUAAUUUGUUUGUGAAAGGGUUCAUAAUAUUAUUUUUGAAUUCCCAAAAUAUAAGAUACGAAGUAAGGGGCCACAAUUGUCCCCGGGGCUUUAAAUUUGAGACCCCUAACCUCUUUUCAUUGGCUCAUGGGGCAGGUUGAAUUUUGCCCUACGAAUCCUGCCCGGCGACAGGUCCCGGAAUGGGCGAUUUCAGCCUAAAAAUCAAAGGGCAGAUAACGGAAACAACUUCCCGCCAGUUUCUACCUGCCCGUCACAGGAAUGCGAGCAGGCGUCGACAAGCGAGAAGAAACAGGAGUUGCGUCACACCCGAGUGACCGGUCCCGGUGGGUGUGUCGUCUCACUCACUUCUGCUGCUUCUUCUCUGUCAUCUUCCUUUCUCGCUCUCUCCCUCCCCGACGUCUACGUGAGUCAGAGCGUCAGGAAAUUGCCAUGCUGUGACCCCAAAACAAGACGAUGGCAACAUGUCCGCCCCGAGGCCUUCUUUUAGCAGCAUGAGAGGGCGCGCCCCGUUGUUUUUCCUCCUGUUGUGGCUCCUCGCAAGCACUUGGAUCGGGACAGCGCGGAGCCAAUAUGACGAGCCGGAGAGCGAAGAAGCGGGAGAGGAGACAGAAGACCAAGAUGGCGCGGCGUCUACUUUAUCCCCUUCGGACAGCGUGACAUCAGAAGCCUCACCCACCUGGGAGGGAGGGGCCAAUUCAGCAGAAGAUAAAGCGGAAGAUCUCGGCUCGGGAGUGGACAACGCAGAAGGCAGCACGGACGAGCCCGAACCGGCGGACUCCACGUCGACCCCGAUGAACGAAGAAUGCCCGAGCGUCACUCUCAUCUUGGUCCCGGUGGCCGUGGCGGUCUUCGUCAUCGUCGUCGUCACGUUCGCCCUCUUCCUCAGGCGCAGGUUCAAAAUGGAGGCCGCCGUCGCAGAAGCCAGAAAAGACGAUCUGUAUCUGGACGGCUCCGGCGCAGAACAAGUGCCAAUGCCCAUGUUUGAAGAAGACGUUCCUUCCGUGUUGGAGCUGGAAAUGGAAGAAUUGGACCAGUGGAUGAUGAAAGACUCCACCACGGCAACGUAGCGCAGUAGCACCUUCCAAAAAGGUGGCUUUCCAUACUCGGAAUGAGUCGACUGAAAUGUGUACAUAUACAAAUUAAAAAGAAGCCACGACUAUUUGAAAAGUUGCUUGU